This is a messenger RNA of Ostrinia furnacalis (Asian corn borer), 628 nucleotides long. RefSeq names its product larval/pupal rigid cuticle protein 66-like. Lineage: Eukaryota; Metazoa; Arthropoda; Insecta; Lepidoptera; Crambidae. Bases 24 to 557 code for a protein of 177 amino acids. Gene Ontology annotation, cellular component: extracellular matrix. The transcript is spliced from 2 exons. The record is from RefSeq and is a predicted model, not a curated record.
GCAGUGUAAACAGCAAACAAAAAAUGUUCUCAAAGAUCGCAUUGUUCUCUCUCCUCGCGGUAGCCGUGAGCGCUUCAAGCUCGGACUACUCAAGCUUCUCAUACGGUGUCAACGACCCCCACACUGGUGACGUAAAAGACCAGCACGAGACCCGAGUCGGCAACCACGUGGUCGGCCAGUACUCGCUCCUGGAGUCCGAUGGAACCAAACGCAUUGUGGACUACCAAGCCGACCCUCAUACUGGCUUCAACGCAGUCGUCCGUAAAGAUGGAUUGGCUCAACAUCCCGCGUCAUACGGUCGUGCUUUGGGCUACACGUCGCCUGUAGGCUACGCCGGCUAUGGCGGCUACGGUGCCGGCUACAGCGGCUACGGUGCCGGCUACAACGGCUACGGCUCAUCUCUCGCCUACAACCACGGCUACGGUGCCUCUCCUCUCGCGUACGAAGCCCAGUCUUACAACAACUACGCAUCUCCCUUGGCACAUGGUGCUUACGGUGGACUAUCUGGCUACGCCUACGGCUCAAACAUCGGCUACGGCGCCGGCUUGGGAUGGUAAAUAAAUUGUCAAGACUGAAUUUGGCUGAAGUUAAUGGACAAACGAAAAUUAUUCUCCGUUUCUGUAUAUAA